Messenger RNA from Orbicella faveolata, 1710 nucleotides. Its product is annotated as iduronate 2-sulfatase-like. Gene Ontology annotation, cellular component: cytoplasm. The record is from RefSeq and is a predicted model, not a curated record. Lineage: Eukaryota; Metazoa; Cnidaria; Anthozoa; Scleractinia; Merulinidae. Gene Ontology annotation, molecular function: iduronate-2-sulfatase activity.
GUCCGAGGGAGGGAAAGGUUCUCUUCUGGACUUUCGUAACGUUCAGACGUGGCUGAGCUGUUACCUAGAAACAAAAUGGAAAAUAGACCGCUUUUAAUUGGAUCUGCACUUUUUCGUUGUUCUUGUAUUUUGCUGAUGUGCUUAACAGCCUGUGCAUCAGAAACAUUGCCCGAAAACCAAAUGAAUGUCCUCUUCAUUGUGUCUGACGAUCUCAGACCUUCGUUGGGAAGCUAUUGAGAUGCUGUGGUCAAAACUCCCAAUCUGGACAAGCUUGCACAGCGUUCUGUGCGCUUCACGACAGCUGCUGCGCAGCAAGCCGUGUGUGCUCCAAGUCGGACAUCAUUCCUGACUGGAAGAAGACCGGAUACUACAAAACUUCUUUCCAACAAAAAAGCUACUUACUGGAGGGAUAAUGCUGGGAAUUUCACCUCUCUACCGCAACAUUUCAAAGAUGCUGGUUAUGUCACCCUUUCUGCGGGAAAGAUCUUUCAUCCAGGAAAAGCAUCAAACUUCACUGAUGAUUAUCCAUACAGUUGGUCUGUUCCCGCCUAUCAUCCCUCAACAGAAAAAUUCAAAAAUGCACCAGUAUGUCCAGGUAAAGAUGGUAAACUACACACAAGCAUUGUAUGUCCAGUGGAUUUAUCUCAACAGCCAGAGGGAACAUUACCAGACAUUCAAAGCACUGAGUAUGCCAUAAACUUUCUGAAAAACCAUUCAAGUCAUACAAACACCAAAAGUCAACCAUUCUUUCUGGCUGUUGGGUACCACAAGCCUCACAUCCCACUGAAAUUUCCCAAAACAUUCCUGGACCUGUACCCUAUAGAGAAGAUUCACGUGGCAGCAGAUCCCUUGCGACCCCUGGAUAUGCCGUCAGUGGCUUAUGAACCAUGGACUGAUAUUCGCUGGAGAGACGACAUUGCAGCUCUUAAUCUGAGCUUUCCGUACGCACGCAUGCCUGAUUAUUAUGCUAAAAAGAUCAGACAGAGUUACUAUGCAGCGAUAAGUUACAUGGACAGUUUGAUUGGGGAGUUACUAGAAGCUUUGGACAACUAUGGUUUUGGCAAGAACACAAUUGUGACCUUUGUUGGAGAUCAUGGUUGGGCAUUAGGAGAGCACUUGGAGUGGGCAAAAUACAGUAAUUUCAGAGUGGCUACCAAUGUACCCAUGAUGAUUCAUGUACCUGGUAUCACUGACUACAUGGGAUCUGGAGGCAUUGCAUCUAAUGCUCUUGUGGAAUUGGUAGAUUUAUUUCCAACUCUUGCAGAACUAAGUGGAAUCAAAGUCCCUGGCCUUUGCCCAGAUGACUCUUCAAAGUUUAUUCUGUGUUCAGAGGGGCUAAGCUUUGCUCCUCUCUUGAAGAACAUAACCAUGCCAUGGAAAAAGGCCAUCUUUAGUCAAUAUCCAAGACCGUCAGACAAACCACAAGAAAACAGCUGUGAACCUACACUGUCAGAGAUCACAGUCAUGGGAUACUCCAUGCAGACAAGCCAGUAUCGUUACACAGAGUGGAUAGAGUAUGAUCAUGACACAAGGAAGGGAAAUUGGUCAAACGUACAUGCAAGGGAAUUGUAUGUACACAAAAUGGAGGACAAGAAUGUAGCAUCCCUGUCAGAAUUUCAAGAACUUGUCAAACAGCUGUCAAAACAACUACAAAAGGGAUGGCGAAAUGCAUUGCCAAUGAGCCAGCACUAAUAUUUUAUUAGUGAAAAA